Molecule: messenger RNA, 3093 nt
Organism: Bufo bufo (common toad)
Lineage: Eukaryota; Metazoa; Chordata; Amphibia; Anura; Bufonidae
Gene: DDAH2
Product: dimethylarginine dimethylaminohydrolase 2
Exons: 7
Coding region: 567-1385 (272 amino acids)
Biological process (GO): positive regulation of nitric oxide biosynthetic process; arginine metabolic process
Molecular function (GO): amino acid binding; dimethylargininase activity
Source: RefSeq, a predicted model, not a curated record
AAUGAAGCCCCUUUCAGGAGCUUAUUGACAUUAGCACACCAGUAGCGCCUGGUGCCCCAUGCUGUUGUGCACUUUCCACGUCUUUGCACCUCUGGAGAUCACAUCCCUGUGCUGGCUCUCACAAAAAAAUGGGAGUGAGUGAGACCGACCUUGAAUGGACCCCCACUUUCUAAGGACCCCAUAUCAGCUCCAUACUUUGCCUCUAUGUAUGUACGCACUUGGUGUUAAGGUUUCCCCAGAACCUGAAUGGUUGCAGUUAAGACUCCAUCUACAUGGACAAUGGAUCUUGUAACCUCAGGGUACGUCCACACGUACCGGAAAUUAUUGUGGAAAAGCCAGCAGCUUUUUUUUGACAGAAACAACAGAAACUGCUACAAAAACCGAUGUGAAGUCAGGAAGGAAACCAGAGGAGAGGAACUCGUCCAGGCAGGAGACAAGAGAAUUAGGAAUAAUUGAGGGGAGAAGACUGGUACAGUAGAAGACGGGCGGUGACUUCCAGAUCUCAGUAACGUUUGAAGGUUUUGUAAGGUUCCUUGACUUUGGUUCCCCUACCUGGGGCAUAAGAAAUGACUGGUAGAUACACUCAUGCUGUGGUCAGAGGGGUGCCCUCCUCUCUGGCACAGGAGGCCGAUGGGAAGGUGGACCUUGCAAGGGCUCAGAGAGAAAGUGGAGUCUUCUGUGGCAUCUUACGACAGAAACUAGGACUUCAAGUGAUGGAGCUUCCACCAAAUGAAGAUCUACCCCAAGGGCAACUUAUUGGUGACAUGGCAGUGGUAAUAGCAGACACAGCUUUAAUCACCCGCCCGUCAAACCCUGCAAGGAGAAAAGAGACAGAAGGUUUACAGAAGUUGUUUGAAGAGUUGAAGUUUCGAGUUUGUGAACUUACAGAUGAAAGUGCCACCUUGGAUGCCAGUGACAUACUCUUCACAGGUACAGAAAUCUUUGUGGGUUUGUCCAAGUGGACCAAUCUCCGAGGUGCCGAGAUGGUGGCGAAAACUUACCAGGAUUAUGCAGUCUCCACUGUACCGGUCGCAGGAGAUUUACACCUAAAGAGUUUCUGCAGCAUGGCCGGCCCUGACACCCUGGUUAUCGGCAGCAGCGACACUGCUAAAAAAGCACUCAAGAUGAUGGAGCAGCUGACGGACCACCAUUACGAGACGCUGACUGUGCCCGACGACCCCGCCGCCAACUGCAUCUACGCUCGCGUGGGUCCAAAAUCCAGCAUCCUGGUUCAUCGCAGUGCAGAGGAAUAUCCAAACAGUGUCCAGGUCUUUCAGAAGCUGACAGAUUAUACGCUGGUCCCUGCGUCUUGCACCGAGGUCUCGAAGAUCGGAGGCUGUCUGACCGCCUGCUCUAUACUGAUAAAUCGCAAGCUAGAGAUCUGAGUUGUCGACCACCUUGAGGCUAGUUGUCGGACCACCCAAACUGACACGGGGUUGUUAGUAUACAGGCAGCAGCCGUCCCUCUCGUAUCUCGCCGUACAGCAGACAUGUCAGUCUAUGGGUUUAUAAUGGUAUCAUACAUAUUUUACAGUAAUGCACAGUGCGUAUAUACAGAUCUAGGAUCAGGCUGCCUGUAGAUUUCCGUAGUUAUCUGGAAUUAGACUUUUUUUUUUCUCACAUCUUCCUAUAGGUGAGAGGAUCUAGCCCGACCUGGUUAAGAUAAUGGAGUUUAGUUAUCGUAGGCUGUCGACUGCAAUUUUUAGUGGCUUAUAUAGUUUAUUACUAAUCCAUAACUGAAUGACACUUCAGCAGGCGCAAGCCUAUUUGAAUGAUUGUUGCUGUAAUGUCUCAUGUGGCCACUAGAUGGUGCUGACAUGCACCUAGAAAAUGCUGUUUACUUUAUGGUUACAACUGUUGGUAUAAAAAAAAAUCUGAUUACUAAUGCAGGCUUUGACAGGGAAUGGCAUAACUGCUCCAAGAGGUUUAUUUUUCCCCAUCACUGCUGCCCCCCCCCCCCCCCCCCCCCCCAGUGACAAUACAUCUUUUAAUUCAUUGGGGAAGCAGAUAGCUUUGUCAGCACUCUUCUAGAUCUUGGCCAUAUUUUCUCUACCUCUUCCAUCUACUACAAUCAUUUCUCUCCUGUUUUCCUGUGCUGGCUUAACGUCCCUCAUUUGUCACUCCAUCUGGAUGUAUUGCAGGGAAAAAUCUGAUUAGUAAUGCAAACUGGCAUGGUCUGGCUUCUCCCCUUCUACCUGCUUGGUGCCAGUCAAGUUAUGAGCUCAGCUGAUCUAGUUUGACAGGUCUGUUGCUAGGGAUACACUGCCUGACAACCAUCAUCGCCUCAAUGUGAUUGUCGGGUAGCUGGUCCAUUGCAGCCUGGUUCGGAUGGCUUUGUUAUCAGCUUGUGAAUGAAAUGGCGCUGGGCAGAGGGCGGCGAAGAGGCCUAGCAGAACCCAACUGUUACUUUUCCUUACCACUGCUUUAUUAAUCAGAUUUUUGCAAUAUAGAAGGAGGUGGAAUUAGUAGAUGUGAUUACAUUCUGAGUUAUCAAUUUGAACUUUUUUGUAAUAUUCAGUACAGAAUGAAAGGGCAUCUAUGGAAAUAUGUCCAAAGGGGGAAAAAUAGCAGACUUUUCCAACCAAUCAGAUGUUUGCAUCCAUGUUGGGCCUAGAAUUUUUUGUAAGUGUAAUGCUAUUGUCUGCGCCGAUAAGGGCAAUGGUGGUGUUCAUAGCAAUAGAUCAGGUGCAAUCACUGCUUCUCUCCAGCUGCUGCAAACUACGUCAGCCUUCAGGGCAUGCUGGGGUUUGUAGUUCUGCACCAGCUGGAUAAUGACUGGUUAGAGAACACUUCUCUACAGCGAUGCACACCAAGACUGCCAAAGGGCGACAUGGCUAUUUCUACCUUGUACUGCCUUACCACUUGUCACAGUUGUCACCGUCUGCGGUCAUUCUGAAUGUAGCAGUCAUGAUUGUCGACGGCACAUCCUGGCAGUCCUAUCUUAGCCGGCGGUAUUCUGAUGUUGCCUUCUGGUGCUAUUUUUUGGUUGAAUGGGUGUUUUGGAGGGGAUCGACCUCCCCUGGUUUCAGAGAGUGGAUCUUCAUUUCUUUGUUUAUCUCGUCCCAUGCCGUUUGUACCCUCUCUAUUCUCUAGA